UAUGUAAUUUUCGGGGGGUCUGCUUACUACAGCUUUUUUUCCUUUUUCUGAAGGAGUGUUUAUCCCUUUCUCUCUGUUGUGGUGUUGUAUUUUGGUUUACAUAGAGAAAUGCAGUCAUUUGUGCCUACGCGUAUGUAUGGAAACAGGAUGUUCAGUAUUGGACUGGAGGUCUUCAAUUCAGAAGGGAUGUCUAACACCGUUGGUAAGUCCACUUCAAAGGAGGUGAUAACCAAGGAAGAAUGGGAAAAGAAGCUGAAUAGUGUAAAGAUUAGAAAAGAAGAUAUGAACAAAUUGGUGAUGAACUUUCUUGUUACUGAGGGCUAUGUUGAAGCAGCUGAGAGGUUCUGUCUGGAGUCAGGAACAGAACCAGAAAUAGAUCUUGCAACAAUAACUGAUCGAAUGGCUGUGCGAAGGGCAGUCCAGUCGGGAAAUGUGCAGGAUGCUAUUGAAAAAGUUAAUGACUUGAAUCCAGAGAUUUUGGACACGAAUCCUCAACUCUUUUUCCAUCUACAACAACAAAGGUUGAUAGAGCUUAUACGCAGUGGAAAACUACAAGAGGCACUUGAAUUUGCACAGGAGGAAUUAGCCCCAAGGGGAGAAGAAAACCUGUAUUUGCAGCAUGCUUUUUUAGAGGAGCUGGAACGUACUGUUGCCUUGCUAGCUUUUGAAGAUGCAUCUAAUUGUCCUCUCUCUGAGCUGCUUGACAUAUCUCAGCGUCUGAAGACUGCAAGUGAGGUUAAUGCAGCAAUUCUUACAAGCCAAAGUCGUGAAAAAGAUCCAAAGCUUCCCAGCUUAUUAAAAAUGCUGAUAUGGGCACAGAAUCAGCUUGAUGAGAAGGCAUGCUAUCCACAUAUAUCUGACAUUUCCAGUGCAACUCUAGAAGAAACCAACAUAUAAAUGUGGCAAGUUCUUCUAUGGACUCUGAAAUAUAGCAUGGGAUUCCAACAUUUGUUGGUUGUAUUAAGGUUUAUGUAUUUAUAGAGCAUUCAGAUGCCAUAAUUUGUAAGUGGUAGGAAAUCCACAAGUUGGUCUAAAAGUUGUAUGCUUGGCAAAAGUGGUCAAAACAGAAAACAAUCAGUCUGUAAAAUUUAUUUGACAAGAAGUCCAUAUAGAGAAAUGGCAACCUAUUUAUUGGUUUCAGAAUAGUUAUCUCCAUUUGGAAUAUGUUCUGCGUUUCCAAUAUGACACGAUUUAUUUAUGUAGCAUUAUUAUUUAUUUUGAAAUUUGUCGUGUCUUGUA
This is a messenger RNA of Cryptomeria japonica (Japanese cedar), 1239 nucleotides long. Its product is annotated as protein GID8 homolog. Gene Ontology annotation, biological process: proteasome-mediated ubiquitin-dependent protein catabolic process. Gene Ontology annotation, cellular component: nucleus; cytoplasm. The record is from RefSeq and is a predicted model, not a curated record. Lineage: Eukaryota; Viridiplantae; Streptophyta; Pinopsida; Cupressales; Cupressaceae. Gene Ontology annotation, molecular function: protein binding. The transcript is spliced from 6 exons. The coding region runs from base 109 to 897 and encodes 262 amino acids.